Molecule: messenger RNA, 1681 nt
Organism: Zerene cesonia (dogface butterfly)
Lineage: Eukaryota; Metazoa; Arthropoda; Insecta; Lepidoptera; Pieridae
Product: muscle segmentation homeobox-like
Exons: 3
Coding region: 91-1101 (336 amino acids)
Biological process (GO): regulation of transcription by RNA polymerase II; embryonic morphogenesis
Cellular component (GO): nucleus
Molecular function (GO): DNA-binding transcription factor activity, RNA polymerase II-specific; RNA polymerase II transcription regulatory region sequence-specific DNA binding
Source: RefSeq, a predicted model, not a curated record
GUCAACCUCCGACCGCGCCCGCAUGCGUACACGAUCCCACGAUCGCGACCCCAUUGUGAAACUGUGCUAAAUGGAACUGACCGGCGUUCAAUGUUAAAGAAACAAAUAUACGAGGAGAAAGAAGUGAACAUGGCGAUACAGAGUGUUUCGAGAUAUCCCAGCAGCCCCGCGGAGGCGACGGAACCGCCCAAGGCAUCGAGGAUCAGCUUCAGCGUUGCCUCGAUCCUGGCGGAUACGAAAACGAAUCAGGUCGAUGAAGCUGAGAUGAUCAGGCAUCAUAGGACGAUCCCGGAAUCGCCUUUGAGGCAAUCACCCGAGGCUCAACCGGAGUUGCCUGGCGGGAAAUCAUCACCGCGCCCGUCGUCAAACACUCCACCUUCAAAUCUAAAUGUAUCAACCAACGCGACGUCAUCUGACGAAGAAUACGAGGAUUCCGUGAAUCAAGAAGACUCUAUAGUCGAUGUGGAAGAUCUUCAGAAUGGCGGACAUAGUGAUGACGACGAUAGAAUGUCUAAUAAUGAAAAGGAGAGGUUAGGACCUAUAAGACCGACACCGUUUAGCGCUCUGGCUGCGGCUGCGGCGGCAUAUCACGGCUUAGGCUGGGCGGGACCUCCUCCCGUCGUGCCUUCAUUUGGACCAUUAUUCCAAUCGCAUUUCCCUGGACAUUUAACAGAUCACAAUGGAGAACCCCCAAAGCUGAAGUGUAACCUGCGUAAGCACAAACCGAACCGCAAGCCGCGGACCCCCUUCACCGCGCAACAGCUGCGCGCUCUGGAGAGCAAAUUCGUAGAUAAACAGUAUCUAAGCAUCGCUGAAAGGGCCGAGUUCUCGUCGUCGCUGGGAUUGUCUGAAACACAGGUAAAAAUCUGGUUCCAGAACCGUCGAGCAAAAGCGAAGCGAGUCCAGGAGGCGGAAAUAGAAAAACUCAAGAUGGCGCAGUUUUCCCGCCAUCCGCAUCACAUGUACCCGCAUCCCUUGCAACAGUACUUCCCCCACCCCUUGAUGGGGAGGCCCCUACCCCCCAUGAUGACACAUUUGACAAUGCAACCCCCCGUACAGGGGUCGCCGUCACCUAGCACACAGACUAGCGGACAACAAUAGACAAAAAAAAAUACACGGGUCGAGUAUUACUACCUAGCCUACUCUGUGGUUUAAGACUGGUCAUAUAUGAUGCGAUAAAAUUUAGCAAUGAUGAAUUUUUUGUGUUAUUAUUAAUGUAUGUUUGUUUGUAUAAUCGCCAUCUGUAAUGCUAUAUUUAAAUUUAUUUAAAGCCCUUGCUUAGUACACAUAGACAUGUUUAAUUACCUGCGCAAUAUUAUUGAAGUGUAAAUUAUUUGUAAAUAGUACUUAAGGAAUAAUGUAAAUACAUUUUACUAAUGUCGCAAAAUUAUAAACAGUAUAGGAAGGAAAUAUUUAGUAUAGUUCCAUAUAUUCAAUUAAUCAUCAAUUAUGUUUUAACAAAAUUAUAUAGAGACUUCAAUAAACGUAGUUACAAAACUUUUCACCCGUUUAUAUCCCAUAUGUAUAAAUGUCCUAUAUUAAAAUAUAUAACGAUAGUUAACCGUAUUAUUGUUUAAAUAUAUAUUUAGUACAAAUAACUUGGCUUAUGAAAUGUUAACCGAAUGUGUAAAUAUACUAUUUGUAAAUUAAAAUUUGUACUGGUGUAGUAUAAUACAAUUAU